This is a messenger RNA of Aspergillus fumigatus Af293, 345 nucleotides long. Lineage: Eukaryota; Fungi; Ascomycota; Eurotiomycetes; Eurotiales; Aspergillaceae. The record is from RefSeq and is a predicted model, not a curated record.
AUGGCCUCUCCAGGGACGAAUAGCCCCAUGCAGCAAACCACCGAAAACAGCGAUAUACUAGACCUCGCGCAUCUAACCUCCGAACAGCAGACCAAACGGGACAAAAAGAUCGCCUCCAUCUCGGACCUCCACUCGCAAACCGCUCAACUCGAAGCUCAAGUCGCAGAGAUCAAAGCGAAGUUGAAACAUGAUCCCUCAACUACAGUGAAACGCCAUAUCCGUCUGCUCCACGAGUACAAUGAGAUCAAGGACAUCGGACAGGGUCUGAUGGGUCUCAUAGCAGACGCGCGGGGGGUGCGACAGGUUGAUGUGCAGAGGGAGUUUGGGGUGGGGGAUCGAGAUUGA